AUGGCAAACCCCGAGGCCCCUUUCCGCCCCGUGACGCUCAGUCGCCUGCAGCAAAGAAUGCUCCAAGAUCGCACGCGUGCUCUUUUUGGCGAUUCACCGCCCCCCAAGCGACAGCCUGCCCCGUACCCCGAAGGCGACAUCAUCUACCACUGCAAUGAUCGCUAUGUCGUGCGACACGGUGAUGCUGUCACUAAAUAUACCGUAUCCCCUCAUGGUCUUGGCGUAAACGACCAUCCCAACGAGAGUGCAGCGCUGCGCUUUAUCAAAGAACACACUACAAUCCCCGUCCCCGACGUCAUUAGCAGCGACUGGGACCGUAUCACCAUGGAAUACAUCGAGGGUCAGACGCUGAAGCAGGCAUGGCCAGCCCUUACGCUUGACCAGCGCUCCGAGAUCCUGGCUCAGCUGCGGGACUACAUCGCGCAGAUGCGACGCCUGGGCGGCAUCUACCUCGGCCGCGUCGACGGCCAGGGCGUUGUGGUCCCGAGCAUCUUCACACGCUCGGGAGGACCAUUCCGCACAGUGACCGAAUUACACGACUGGCUUGUUCGGCCCCCGCAGCGAUUGCAGGCCCAGUCCAUGUAUUGGCACCAGAUCACCACCCAGCUCAGUGCCGAAUCUCCCAUCGUGUUUACACACGGUGAUAUUGCCGCUCGAAACAUUCUGGUAUCUGGUGGCCGUAUCGUUGCUCUUCUCGACUGGGAAUUUGCAGGGUGGUAUCCAGAGUACUGGGAAUAUGUUUUUGCAUUACGGGGGCUGGAUAACAUUGACUGGGAGACACUCGGCGAACAUGUUCCAUCUCUCUUCGACAAGCGCUACGAUCUCGAAUACAUCCUUGUACAAUUCAUCCUCAAGCUCUCCUAA
Messenger RNA from Metarhizium acridum CQMa 102, 864 nucleotides. RefSeq lists its product as uncharacterized. Lineage: Eukaryota; Fungi; Ascomycota; Sordariomycetes; Hypocreales; Clavicipitaceae. The record is from RefSeq and is a predicted model, not a curated record.